AUGGACGAUGAAGGACUGAGCUGCACCUCGGCGGACGACUACGACUGCGACGGUUCGUUUUUUCUUUUUCUCGUGUUCUCACUAAUAAUAACUAUCGAGUUGAACUCUCAGGGGUUGAUUUCGUGUUUUGUCUCUUCGAAAAUAACGCUCAAAAUGCGUUAAGAGCUUCCUUUUUAAAACUUUUUUUUUAAGUUUAUGUUUUUAGUUAAUCGUGUAACAUCAGAAUCGAGAAAAAUAGCGUUUAUACAUAGCCGUCUUUCUGGUUUUGAAGGUUUUAAUUCAAUUUCUUUCACUUUCGACUGAAACUUGAUCACUCUAUAGAUGACUCCGUCGAAAUUCGAAUUAAUUACGGACACACAGUCAAAUAAGAAAUAUUUUUCUCUGAAAAAUAUCGAAUUUUGUUUCGUUGAACUGUCCGAGUUUUUCCAUGACAGUAGAUACUCAGAUGACUACUACAACGACUGCGACGAGGACGCCACCAACGACGGCCCCGCCACUAGUAACAGCUCCGAAGACGCCGAUUUCGAAUGUCUGGACCCUUUAGAAGUUGGUCGAAUCUUCAUUUUUCCGCAUCAGCUCUUUUUCUGUGUUUGAAGGUUGAGCGAGUUCUCAACGAAAGUGUCUUGGAUCUGGUCGACAGAACUUCUUUCGCCCCUUCCACAGCUCGAAUGCUGCUCCACAACAAUUCAUGGGAUGUUGACAAGGUUUGUUAAAUUUUCUCCUUCAGUCGGAAAAGUUGCGAAAUUGAAUAGCGAACAUAAGUUUAUGUAAAUAAUCGAUAUUUUGGCUUGUUAUUUCGAACUGAAUUUACUGAAGAAAUAUUGUGAUUUUAUUCAAAUUUUGGUCGGAGGCACUCCAAAAUUUAGCCGUUUUUUGAAUUUUGCUUCCCGGGAAAAAGGCCGGAUCCAACCGACGAAUGGUUCAAAAAAAUUUUUUCGAACUUCGUAUUUUUUUGCAUAUUAGUUGAUGGAAAAAGCCAUCAAAGCUUUUUUUUUUCUUAUCGAAGACCGAAAUUUUUAAUUAUUAUGUUUUCAGAACCAUUAUGUAGUUCACAAAUAUCAAAAAGUUUCUGGAUAUUUUAAUGGGAAGGGCUCCUUUGUUGCUUUAAUUUUUGUCGGUUGAUAUGUUUUUUAUGGAAUAUAUAUCUUUCGUACGGUUCGGUUGUUUUCAUGCGAUUUUCUUGCGAAGUUAGAGGGAAUGUUGAGGUGGCGACGGCGUGUCGCAAGAACAAGUCGGAGUUGUUCCGACAGUGCCACAUGGAGAGCAAAGAUGGACGGACGAAGAAGUCCAAGAACUACUGCGCAGUUUGCGCCACCGAAAACGCUUCGCCCAUGUACCACGUCAACUGCCACCACUACUUCUGCGGCCAAUGUUGGCGGUAUCACGUCGAAUCGAGGUUCUGCCUACUUUCUUCCAGAAAAACGUUUUAGUCUAACCGAAAUCAUGAUUUUUGUCUUCACUACCGUCGAAAAGUAUACCAUAAAAUAUUUACUCACAACUUUCUUGUAUAGAGCUCAAUCUUCCUACGCUCUUUUUUCUGCGAACUGAAGUUUUACCCUGAGGUUAAAAAUAGCAUACAACUCCAGAAAGUUUCAGGAAGAUUGAAUUGCAUGCAAGAAAGUUGGGAUCAAAAAAACUUUUAUCUCAUAUUUCCUGACAGACCUGUAGAUCAGUGAAAUAAAAAUAACAACAUCAAGUUUAUUGAGCGUUCGAAAUCCUGGCAUUUUUGCUUUCUAAAAUUUCUUCAUGAGAGAAAACAAGAAAUCCUUCACGAAAAUUUUUCUUUGUUUUGCCUGAGCUGGUAGUAAUAUGACGGCCACUAGUUGUAAUCAAUGUCGUGGCAGAAAAUUUAGAAAUGAAUAUUCCAGCUUAUAACUCUGUUUAUUAUUGUCUCAGGCUCCACGAAGGACUCGCUUCGCGCAUAGAAUGUAUGGAGCCGGACUGCGGCGUCUACAGUACGCCGGAGUUCGUCCUGGACAUAAUCGAGAAGCCGUCUCUCAGAUCAAAGUGAUUCGGUCUUUGCGAACCGAAUUUGUUUCUGUUGCAGGUAUCAGCGAUUCAUGUUUCGCGACUACGUGUCUUCUCAUCCUCAGCUCAACUUUUGUGUUGGAAAAGAUUGUCAGGUUCGUUUCACGCAAAAAUAGCGUUGGUUGUAAUUACAAGUUACCUGAAACAAGUUCACUCAAAAAAAAAACCAAAGAAACGCAUUUUUUUUUCUCAGUUUUUUUCGUAGAUUUUUUUGAUAGGAUUCUUCAGUAGUAUAAUAAUUGGUGAGAACUUUGUGUUAAUUAAACACAUCGGAUUGUAAAGAUUUCCAGAGAGAAUAUGAGUCACGUUCUUCAAAUUAUUCAAUUAGUUUUUACAUGGCUGUGAAAUUUUUAACUCUUUUUUUCAAUUUUUUUGUUUUUUUAAGCUCAAAAGACUCAAAAAAAUUUUUUUAGAAACUACUCGUAAGAAAAAAAUUUUUUUCUCUAAGUAAAUAUUUUUCGCAUUCCUGUUCGGGAAUUAAAAUAAUGAAACAAAAAGGAGCCUUCAUGAAAAGUGGACAGAUUUUUUCAACGUAUGCUUUUCUAACAAAUUUGUGAAACUUUCAGGAAGAACUAUAGUCUUUUCAUUUUUGAAGGUCAAUUACUCCGCCCCUACUGGCACAGUCUCUUUUCGUGUAGAUUUUUUAUCGCGCCGGAUGAUUUUUGAUAUUUUAUCUUCUAAAAGAUAGAAAAAGAAGUCAAAAUAAAAUAUUGUUGUUUUGGGGCGGAGUUGCUACUUGACAUUCAACAUCUGAACGGACUGUAUCGAAAAAAAACGGCACGAUUCGGAGUCAUUUCAAGGAAAUUAUUUUCAGAUUGUCAUUCGGUCAAGAGAAACCAAACCGAAACGGGUUACUUGUACGCGUUGCCAUACUACAUUUUGGUAAGGGAUAGGAUUAUCUUGAAAAAAUAACUCGGCAAGAAGUAAAAGUUAGAAUUUUCUCGAAAAAAAAGGUCAAAAAAGGAAAGAAAAGAGGUAAGAGAGCUUGUGAACGAGGUUUCAAAUAUUCUAGAGCACGCUUUUUUCGGCUCAUUUAAAAAAUAUGAGGGUUUCAGAGCAACUGUGGUCAAUAUGAAUUUUGAUUCGUUUUUUCUCGAAAAGAAAAUUCUUAACCUCGGUAUGAUUUUUUCUUUCAAGAAUGACUUUUCAGCGUAAAAUGCGGCGUCGAUUACCACGCCCCGACGUCUUGCGAUACCAUUCGGCUGUGGCUGAUAAAGUGUGCUGACGACAGCGAAACCGCGAAUUACAUUAGGUUCCCAUUAUGUUUUUUUUUUUGACACAAAUCAUGAAACGGCCAGAAAAAUUACGUCACUUGGUUUCGCUACUACAUUGAGAACUUUGAGAAUUUUCGGAAAAUCGCUGAAAAGUUUAACAAAACAUUGAACCUCACCCAUUCGACCAUACAUAUCAAUCUAAAUGCGAAAAAAAAAUCCAGAGGAAAUUUUUAAACCACUCAAAAUAAAGCAAUGGCGUGAAAUAAAAUGGAUGAAUGGAAAAACUUCUACAACGCUUGUUUAGUAUUGAAUUCAAAACAGAAAGCGGAGAUUUCCCAAAAAAAAAAAUCAAGAGUUAAGAAAUAUAGGCGGUAGUUUUCAAACGAAGUUUUUGCGGGGGUUAUUAUAUAAGUGCAUUUAUACAAUUCAGUGAAUAAAUAUAAUGGAGAGUAUUCCAAUAUUAACAAAACGAUACCAUCAUGGAAGCUUCGUGAAUCCAUUCAAAUAAAUUAAUGUUUAGCGCUCACACGAAGGAUUGUCCACAGUGCCACAGCUGCAUUGAGAAGGCUGGAGGGUAUUUUUUUUCUUCUUUUUGAAUUUUCUUUGUUUAUUUGCAGAUGUAAUCACAUUCAAUGUACACGAUGUAGGCAUCAUUUCUGUUGGAUGUGCUUCGGAGGUUUUUUUUUAAUUUUUCAAAGAGGGAGUUAAAAUUUUACAACAUUAUUGACAAAAAGUAACCAUUUGAGAAAGAUUAAUUCUCAGUUUUUAUAAUUCUUGUGUUUUUCUUUUUGAUCUGUGUUUUUUCGAACACGCGUGAUCAAUUAAUAUAUAUUUACUUGACGUGUAACCAGUGAAAAAAUAUAUUAAAUUUCCCGGGAAACGUGUUAAGGUCGAAACAUAAAUCAGAAAAAUCGCUUGAUAAUAAAGCCUUUUAAAAAAAUUUGUAGAUAAAAUUUAUUUUAACAUGUAUUUUUCUUUUCUAAAAAAUCUUUUAUUUUCCUCGAUAUGGAUUUUAUGGGAAUUUUCGAUUUUUUAAAAUUUUUCUCACGAAUGAAGUCUGUGAGAAGCUCUAAGAGCGGUUAUACUUCUGGAGUUUCAGACUGGAAGACGCACGGCAGCGAGUACUACGAGUGCAGCCGGUACAGGGAGAAUCCUUCGGUGGCUGCCGAGGCGAACCACGUCAAAGCGCGUCGAGCCCUCGAAAAGUUCGUUUUGUUCGCAUUCGAAGACUUUUUCCGUUAAAGACCUUUUUGUUCUAUAAAAAGAGCCUCAAUUUCAUUGUUGAACUCUCAAAAUCUAUUCUAUAUUCAUGAUUAUCGACCUUCUUUUUUUAUUCAUUGACUUUCAGGUAUCUGCACUACUUUGAACGUUUCGAGAACCAUUCAAAGUCGUUGAAAAUGGAGGAACAGCUGCGCGAAAAGAUGAGGAAAAAGAUCGAAGAAAAGGUUUUUUUAAUUCUUUUUUUUUUCGUUUAUCUUAAUUAAUUAAUUAAUUUUUUGUUUGCAUAAGAGGUUUAUAUUUGAAAUUUUUUGAAAACAAAAAAUGUGGCUUUCAAACUUAUUCCCGGCUGUCUGAGGCAAAUAUUAAAAUUUUAUGCAAUCGACCUUUCGUUCCAAUUUUCUAUUAUGUUGCGAUGAAAUUAUAAUUUCUCUCUCUUAAUUUGCUCCGUUGGUAAUUUUUUUGAUUCUGCUGUUUAAUGAUGUCAUCAAACAAGAAGACAUUUCGGGUCAUUGCCACUUUUUAAAAUUUUUUUGAUCGUGUUAGAAAAGUCUUUCGCAGGAAGCAAUGCAUGUACGCAGCAAAGUCGAAAAUCGUAGCAAAAAAGGUUUUAGCUUUUAACAAAAAAAAAAUAGUGGACAGAAAGUGGAGGCUAUAUAAUCGUGAACAUCGUUUAUUGAAAAAAAGAAGGGAAAUCACAGUAUUCUCUUUCUGCAAGUACAACUUUAUCGACGAAAAAGUCGCUUGUAAGGUUUUUUUUAUAAAAGAGCUUUUUACGACUUCGGUCUAGUCUUAUUUUUUUCAACAUUUUAAUUUUCUCAUUUAUUUUGUUGAUAAAAUUGCCUUGAUUUUUCUUCUUUUUUGCUGCGACUCCUCCUGUUUGGGAAAAAAAGUAGGAUGAAGCAGCUCAAAAUCACAUUCAUUCUUCCUUAUUUGCACAGUUUACAAUUAGCUUGUUACUCCUAUGGCUUGAAGGUGAAUGAGCACGACGGGACGUGGAUCGACUGGCAGUACCUGCAUUCGGCUGUCUCGCUGCUCACCAAGUGUCGAUACACUCUGCAAUACACCUACCCCUUCGCCUACUACAUGGAGAGUGGACCGCGGAAAACAGCUCGUGAGUUUUCCCUGAUGUUUUCACAGGGAACUUCCUUUUCGAAAUCUGAACGUCUUUCUGUUUCAUUUCUGAAGGCUGUCAACAGUGCUCAAAGUCUUCUUUUUUUUUUAAUUUUGCGAAAAAAGUCAACACAUAUUUUUUUCGCUAGCUACUAGUUUUUCGAAGCGGUAGUUUUUUUUUUUGUAAUUCUUAGAGGCAAAGAAGAUAUGUUGGUUCAAGGGAGGAAUCCUAAUUCCCAAGAAAAAUAAGGCUUUUUUUGGCAAGGAGCUUUUUCUUCCUUCUACACAACUGCUUGUUCAGCUUGAAAUUAUUCAAUUUCAGUUUUUGUUGCUUUUUAAAAAAUAGAACAUGAUAAAAAAGGAAAAGGAUGGAAAUGAAAAAAUUGAUUGUUUUCCAAAAAUGUUUUUAAAUUUCCAACACUCAAAUGAAAGACAUCACUACAGUAUCCAUCCAACCAGCUACAAUUAUUUGAGAGUUUUAUAUUUUACCCCAUCGUCAAACACAGUCGCCCACUCAACGCCACUGAAACUUCGCCUAGCUGAUGUGUUUUCCCUCUCAUUGCAUUUCAACAGUUUCGGAGCGUCGACGACCUCGAUUUCCAAUUGUUCAGAAUUUUCGGCGCCUCCGCGCGGAAAUGUGCCACCGAGGUACAGAUUUUCGCGCGUCCUCGUCGCACGCAAUUUCGUGUGCAUUAUUCGCAUAUGAGACCGGUUUUGCGUUCCUGUGUUCAGCCGGCUUUGGGCGCUCGCUCGCGAAUUUUUUGUCGGUCAACGGUGAUCUCAACAGCGGGGCGGCUGCUGCGCCCAGUGUGUCUCUUUUCGCGUGUUGAUGAUCAUUCAUUAACAAAAAGACGUUUUUUUUCUAAGAAAACAGAAAAAGCUUGAAACCAACAGAAGUUCAAAAAAUGGAGAAAAAAACGGUAGUUUCAAAAUAAUUGUGGGGGAAGAAGGCUCUUUAAACGAAGUGCUUUCAUUUCGUAAUAGCAAGAAAAUUUAUAGUCGAUUCGUUGACUAAAGUCUGAAUUAUUAUUCAUUUCGAGAACUGAGGUUUGAAAAGAAUGUUUUCUAUAAAACUAGAAAACUCUUUGAUAAAUAUUUUAAUAACUCUUUUCGACUUUUCCCCUUUUCGUUCAUUUUCACAGUUUGUUUCUCAGAUACCUGUCUUUGGGAACAUGAAUGGGGUGAUAGAACGAGCCGCCAUACUUUACUGUAAAAUUCGGAAAUGAUGGCUGACAGGCCUUUGAAUUGUGAUAAACCGCGUUUGAUGAGAGGAUAAUUUUCAGUUUUUUUUUUUUUGCAAGUUGUUUAGCGGCGGGAGUUGGUCUUUGUUGCGCCAAACAUCAGUUUAAAGUGCUCAAAAACGGAAAUAUUUCAUAAGGAAGCGGCUUUCUGCUGAUCCCGAAUCUCACGAGGAAAUUUCUAAUUUUUUUAACGCGAGGCCAAUCUCGGUACAACAACAGUUCGCGAGGGAAGAGUUGCCAUGGUUGAGCCAGUCGACGAGGAGAUUAUCCGGCCACCGAGAAGAUUAUUCGUGGCGUUUUUCGAUUCUUAGCGACGCUGAGCCGCAGUGGCGCACCUAUCCCAUCGAGAGAGAGACCGGAUUUCGCCCUAUUUUGGUAGAAACAUCCAUUUUGAUGAUUAGUUUUCUGUAAUGCCAAAGUCCUACCGUAUCCGACGACCUCACGUGCUGACGGAUUUACUUCCUACGCUCUCCGAAAUAGGUCCUUGCUACCUUCGAAAACAGGGUAUUAUCCAAGGUUUAAGGCCACUGACUUAACACAUUACCAAAAUGAGAAUGAUGUUUGCUACUUUUCCUUUCCAUUAAAGAAAUGUGUCAUUCAAAUUAUUGAAACUUAUUUGGUUUUUGAAAUUACACAAAGGGCAGCUAUUAAGGGAUGAGCCUCGAUCAGAAAAUUGAUUGAAGAAAAAAGAAAUCUUUAAAGAGAGCAACUAAUCGGAGUACUGAAAUAUUUCGCGAAAGUCGCUUCUUUCCAAAAAAAAAAGUCGAUUUAUUUCAAAAUGAGUAGAUCCCAUAUUUAUUACCUUUCGUCGGCCUGUUUCAUGUAUAGUUUAUGCGGAAUUUUUAAAUGAGAUUUUCAAAAAAUUUCGAUCAAAUAGCGAGAAAAUUUUUUUACAGUUCGAGUAUCAACAAGCGCAGCUGGAGAAAGAGGUCGAGGAGCUGGCUUGGGCCGUCGAAAGAGCCGACGCUACUGCUCGGGGAGCUCUCGAGGCGCACAUGCAUCGCGCCGAACACAAAAGAGUCACUCUUCUUCACGACUUUUUCUUCUAACUCCAUCCUUGAUAUGGUGA
Messenger RNA from Caenorhabditis auriculariae, 7883 nucleotides. The record is from the annotation of a GenBank genome assembly. NCBI's taxonomy places the organism in Eukaryota, Metazoa, Nematoda, Chromadorea, Rhabditida, Rhabditidae.